Sphaeramia orbicularis (orbiculate cardinalfish) is the source of this 1996-nucleotide messenger RNA. It is a transcript of the gene spint2, whose product is annotated as serine peptidase inhibitor, Kunitz type, 2. The transcript is spliced from 12 exons. The record is from RefSeq and is a predicted model, not a curated record. Lineage: Eukaryota; Metazoa; Chordata; Actinopteri; Kurtiformes; Apogonidae. Bases 111 to 1556 code for a protein of 481 amino acids. Gene Ontology annotation, molecular function: serine-type endopeptidase inhibitor activity.
UGCGACAACAAAAGACAGAAGAGGCGGAAGUGGGUUCAGUUCUGCUCUGACCGCCUGUCGGACACUCUUCAGCUUCAGUUCAACCGUUCUUCUGCUUCAUAUGGUUCAACAUGGGCGCCCGGACCCUCCUGCUGACCCUCUGUGUGCUGGUCUGGCCCGGUCCGGUCCGGCUCUGCGACUGGAACCAGACCGUGGCCCCGGACCAGGGCCUGGACCCGGUGUCCCUGCAGUCCGGAGCCUUCUACCUGAACACUGAACAGCCCGUGUCGGGUCCGGAUCAGUGCCGGGAGGCCUGCUGCUCCCGGUCCGACUGCGACCUGGCCCUGGUCGGGUACCCGCAGGACGGGGACGCGCACUGCUUCCUGGUCCACUGCUUCAACGGGGGCCGCGACGUGUGCGCGCUCCAGUCCAGUUCCCAGUUCAAGGUGUUCAAGAAAGUGAAUCCAGAAGACCGGAACCAGGUUCCAGAUGGACCCGACGGAGAGGCGGAGCAACGAGUCCAACCACGGUUGGUGCAGUGGGCCGAGGACACAACCUUGAGGGACCCCAGGGCUCAGCCUGACGGUCCCAGAGUUCUCUGUCGUCUUCCCAUGAAGGUGGGUUCCUGUCGGGCGGCGUUCCCCAGGUUCUUCUACAACGUGACGGAUCAGACCUGCCGCCGCUUCACCUACGGCGGCUGCGACGCCAACAGCAACAACUUUGAGACCAAAGAGGAGUGCGAGUCCACCUGCAGCGGCGUGACGGGUGUGGUUCUGCCUGAAGACUCCACUCCGGCUCCUGAAUCUGGUAAAGCUCCUCGUAUGGCCCCGCCCUUUCGCUCAGAGGAUAAGGCGGAGUCCAGUCCAGAUGAGCCCAAAGCUGCUGUUAUAGAACCAGAACCAGCUCCGACCAAAGAAGUCUCAGCCGACGACUACGCCGAGCGCUGCAAGGCGGAGCUACAGGUGGGUCCGUGCCGGGCGGCGUUUCAGCGCUGGUACUUCAACAGUUUGACCGGCCGCUGCCAGAGGUUCAUCUACGGAGGCUGCAAAGGAAACAAGAACAACUACGAGAAUGAGGAGAGCUGCAGGAGCAUGUGUACAGGCGUCACCGUGCUUCCAUCGUCCAAGAAAAUUCCACAACAAAAAGACGAUGAGGCUUCAGACUAUGAAGAAAACUGCAUGGUGACCUCUGACCCCGGCCCCUGCCGUGCCGCCUUCCCAGCGUUCUACUACGACCACAAAACCUCCACCUGCAGGUCCUUCACCUACGGCGGUUGUCGUGGCAACAAAAACCGCUACAACACCAUGGAGGAGUGUACGAACCGCUGCAGCCAAGGUGCCGGCGAUACUCACGCUCUGACUCGUAACCGUUGGACAGCAGCCUUCUUCCUCUUCUUCACGAUGGCCGCCAUCUCCGUCCUCCUGCUGGCGACGCUCAUCAUCAUCACCCUGAAACGCCGCCGGCUGACCCGCCGCUCGUCCUCCGUCAACGAUAAGGAGGAGCUGCUUCCAGAUCCAGACGGGUCGUCCCUGGAGUCACUGUCCCUCCCAGAGACCCCCACCGUGGACAGAGCCUAAGUCCCACAGGGGAAUCCACCUUAGACCUGAUCCCAGAACAGUCCAGUACCCGUGUCAUCAGUAAACCCUCUGCACAGACAGUAUCUGGGACCUGGUUAGUCCACAUCAGUGUCAAACCGGGUCACAUGGUCCUGAUGUAGGACACAUAAAGGCAUCAGAGUUCAUUCAGUCUCAUAAGGACGUCAUUUUUUACAGCAGACGAGUUCCACGCUGUAAAAGUGACGUCAGAGAGCAGAACUGCAGCAGUUCUGGUCGUAGUGUGUGUUAUUCUGCUCAGAUUAUCAGUGAUUAUCAGUGGAUUAUCAGCACAUCCACAUGGUUUAAAGAUGAUUAUUGGAUGUUUGUCGAGAUGGGGUCGAUUAAACACUUUAAAGUCUGGGCUGGUUACAGAAUUUUACAGUUAAAUACGUCUUUAUGUCCCAUCAUCUGACCACAUAACA